Corvus hawaiiensis (hawaiian crow) is the source of this 1822-nucleotide messenger RNA. RefSeq names its product peroxisomal biogenesis factor 11 gamma (gene PEX11G). Gene Ontology annotation, biological process: peroxisome fission. The record is from RefSeq and is a predicted model, not a curated record. The transcript is spliced from 5 exons. Gene Ontology annotation, cellular component: peroxisomal membrane. Lineage: Eukaryota; Metazoa; Chordata; Aves; Passeriformes; Corvidae. The coding region runs from base 473 to 970 and encodes 165 amino acids.
UGACGCCACACCCGGAAGUGUUGCCAUGGCGGCGGGCGCGCUCCGGGGGCUCGUGGGCGCUCUGGAGACGCACCGGGGCCGCGAUCGGGCGGUGAGUGAGGGGUCUGAGCCCUCCGGUACCGGGCGGUGAGUGGAGGGUCUGAACCCACCCGCACUGGGUGGUGAGUGACAGGAGGGAGGGUCUGAGCCCUCCGGUCCCGGGCAGUGAACGACGAGGCCCGACUCUGUUGUGGCGACCCACCCUAAAGGGGAAAGAAGCACCUGAGAGAUUCGUGAGUGUUCGUUGGUGGAAAGGAAGGACAAAGGUAGAGGGUCCACAAACAGAGUUUUAUCGGUCCGGGCGCUGUCCUACGGCUGCCAGCUGGCGGGGGGAGCGCUGCCCGGGCCCGCGGGGCUGCCCGGGGGGCUCCUGGCCGCCUCUGCCCAGCUCAGCUCCUGCCGCACCGCCCUGCGCCUCUUCGACGACCUGGCCAUGCUCCGGCACAGCUGCAGCUACGGGCUGGGCCCCGAGGGCGAGGACGCACUGGUGCGGGGGCUCUCGGUGCUCUGCAACGUGGCCAACCAGCUCUACUACCCCUGCGAGCACCUGGCGUGGGCGGCGGAUGUCGGCAUCGUCCGCGCCGGCUCCCAGAAGUGGUGGACGCGGAGCACGGCGCUGUGGGGCUGUGCCCUGCUCCUGGGCAUCCUGCGGUCCCUGAGAAUCUUGUUCCAGUUAAGAAGAAAACUGAACCAGCACAAGUGCAGCACUUCUUCACCUCAGAGCCAGCAGAAGCUGAGAGCCCAGGUGAAGGCUGAAGUUCUGAGCAUCCUCAUGGACACAGCAGAUCUCUCCAACGCAAUCCACUGGCUGCCUCCAGGAUUCCUCUGGGCAGGAAGGUUCCCUCCAUGGUUAGUAGGGCUCCUGGGGACCAUCUCCUCCCUGAUUGGAAUCUACCAGGCAUCAAGAGGAGCAAAUUCUGAAGCUGCUUAAGCCAUAACUGAGCUUCAGGAGCCCAGUUAUCACAUGGUAGAAGUGCCUUUAGUGAGGCAGGGUGUAUUUUAACUUUCCUGGGUCGAUGAUUGUCAUUCCAGAUAUCCCAUAAUCGGGACUGGAAUCAAGAUGCCUGUUGCAGAGGGGAUUGUUUGUAGUUGACAAUUUUUAUCACUCUUCAUCAGAGAAAUAAUUCAGGUGAAUCCUCUGAAAAUCAAGAAUCUCCUACAAUGGGUAAAACUGAGGGGAAAAGAGCUGCUUCCAUGUGUCCCAAAAGAGAAAUGCAACCUCCCAGUGUUUUCUGUCACUUACAAGAGCACAAUGGCCACAGUUCUGUCUCACAGAACGGGUAAGGGAUGAAUCCUGCGAGUUCACACUCCGGGCUCGGCGCUUGGUGCUGCAUCUAAGCCAGGGAUGGGACCCCUAUCCUGGGAGUUCCCCAGGUAUUCUGGGGUUUGGGCUCAGAGCUGAUGCCCAGAGCUCAGACAGGAGCGAGCAGUGGUGUUGUUUGUGACAGUUACGUUUCCUUAGAGGCGAGAGGGGCAGGAAAUUGCAACUGGAAGCAGCGUGAACCUUCCUGGCCUGCCUUGCUCAUUUAAGGAGAAAUGUUGGAAGUCGAGAAUUCCCACAGAGCUGAGGCUCCAGCUGUGCCUUUGUGGAAUGCCACCGGGUGGAGCUCUUCCACCAGGCUUUGGCAGCUGCCAACGGACCUUUUUUUAUUAUUUAAAAAAAAAAAAAAGGGCAGGAAAUUUAUUAACCACCUUUCAAAGGAGCAAUCAAACCAAUGCCGAGAUGGGGUUUGCAGUUACAGUUCUGGGCGUUGCCAAUAAUAAACGACAGAAAUGCUUCAAA